GCAUUAGCAUUCCAUAUUGUUGCGAGUAGAGACUCAAUUAAGGAUACAGUGGUUGCUACGGAUAUAUGUGCAACACAUAACAUUAACGUCCGCUUUUGGGGAAGAACCACUCGAAUGUUUCUAGAAUUAGUACGUGUUAAGUGUACACACACGAUAUAACCCGUGUGUACACACACGAUAUAACCCGUGUUUUUUCAUGAAUAUUUUAUCUUUGCACCAAUGCAACACACUCGUGCGAUUUUUCAUCUAUACAUUUUACGAAGUUGCUGAAGAGGGCAGUUUCCAUUUAAGAAUAGAAACACCUUCAUGAACUACAAUGAAAACUUUUAGAAAGUACCACACUUCGUAGAGAUGAAGAUUUUAAGACUAUUUCUGUCUAUAGUCGUAUUUUCAGGCAUAGCUAGUUCAUUGGAAACUACGCCUACUGAUGACCCUGGGGGAGCCUCUACUAGCUUAGGCUGCAGCACUCCUUAUGAGACUGGCAUUGCAUGUCUGGUCCCGGGAACCGGUAAGGCUGGACUUCAUGCGCAGUUUUACCAGUACGACUGGUAUGAUUUUGAUACCUUGGACAAUAUUGAGUUUUUGACGACUGGAUAUCGGGAAAGAAAGAAACUUGCUAGCACUGACGGUGUUGUAGACAUCGAACUAUGGGUGAACAAUAGGGAAUCCAAAACCGCAACGGAAAUAAUCUAUGGUCAAACUAUGAAUCAAAAUUUCGUAGUUGAACUCACAGGUUAUUUCUUAGCACUGGAAACCAAUGAUUUUUAUUUCACACUUCAAGGUGAACUGGGUGGGGUUAUUCUUCAAUUGGGAGACGGAAAUGCCUUUCCAUGUUGCAAAACGACUCACACGGGAAGUGAGGAUGAUGCAAUGUAUGGUGGAGUCGAUCGACGAAUCUAUGCUCUUCAAGAAGGACUAUACUAUCCGAUUAAGAUUGUUUAUGGGAAUCCGGCGGGCCCCAUAGAGUUAGACGUCUAUGUCAGUACUCCUGAUACACGGGAUUACCCAAUUAAAGAUAGACUAUUUAGCUUUCCAGACAGAGAAGAUGGGUGCCCUAAUCAAUUCCAAAUUACUACCAUAACGAUGCCAUGGACCGGUACUGUAACAUCAACAAGUACUGUUACUCCUCAUAGUACUGAUGGUACUACCACUAUUGAAAUUUUGACUCCAAGUUCAUUUCCAAGUCCAACUGGUUGUGAGCCACCAGCUGAUAGUGUGACUCCAGGUCUCUUUGCUAUAUUUCACACGUAUGGUUAUGAUGAUAAUGAUCACAUACUUGAUAUAGAUUUCAUGACUUCGGGAUACAGAAAUACUAAAACAGUCGGAACUGUAUCGAAAGUAAUAGACUUUGAAAUUGACAUUGACCCUCGAGGAAGUUGGACCCGUGUAUAUGGAUUGAGGGUCAGCGAAAACUUUUUGGUUGAACUUACUGGUUAUAUCUUGCUUCCCGAAUCUACAGAUUACAUAUUUACACUCACUGCGGAUGAUUCUGCCACACUUCAAAUAGGGGCUGGAAUUGCUUUCCCAUGUUGUAAUACUAACGGAGCGUACACCGACAAAGAUGCAAUGUUUGCUCCAAUCGAUGUGAUUUCGAGUGACACAGGGCAUGCAACUAAGCUGUACUUUCUUACAAAAGGAAUAUACUAUCCAAUCAAGAUGGUUUAUGUGAAUGUGGGAGGAUUGGGUAUAUUUAAGGUAUCUGUGAGAACACCAUACAACAACGAUUUUCCACUAACAAAGUAUUUGUACUCUGUGAAUACGAAGGUUACAACAUGCCCAUUACCAAGUUCAACAACGAUCAGCACAACGUCGACUGGUGACUUCACUUCAGCAAGUACUACUGCCUCCAGUAGUUCUCAUGGUUCUAUCACAAGCUCUAGUUUUGGCUCUACCAAUGCCUCUAGUUCUGAUUAUUCUACUACAUCUGGAUCCGAUUCUGCAACUCCUUCUGAUGCAUCUACCGCAUCUGAUUCUACCUCUCCAACAGCAUCCAAUUCAGAUUCGUCUACUGCCUCUGGCUCUGGUUCCAUGAACCCAUCUGGCUCUGGUUCUACCUCUGCCUCUGAUUCUGGUUCUGCUACUGCCUCUGGCUCUGGAUCAAUGAACCCAACUGGUUCCGGUUCUGCCACUGCCUCUGGUUCUGGUUCUGCUACUGCCUCUGGUUCUGGUUCUGCUACUGCCUCUGGCUCUGGCUCCAUGAACCCAACUGAUUCUGGUUCUGCCACUGCCUCAGGCUCUGGUUCUGCUACUGCCUCUGAUUCUGGUUCUGCCACUGCCUCUGGCUCUGGAUCAAUGAACCCAACUGAUUCGGGUUCUGCCACUGCCUCUGGCUCUGGCUCCAUGAACCCAUCUGAUUCUGGUUCUGCCACUGCCUCUGGCUCUGGAUCAAUGAACCCAACUGAUUCGGGUUCUGCCACUGCCUCUGGCUCUGGCUCCAUGAACCCAACUGAUUCUGGUUCUGCUACUGCCUCGGACUCUGGUUCAAUGAACCCAACUGGUUCCGGUUCUACCACUGCCUCUAGCUCUGGUUCCAUGAGCCCAACUGGUUCUGGUUCUGCUACUGCCUCUGGCUCUGGUUCUGCUACUGCCUCUGAUUGUGGUUCAAUGAACCCAUCUGAUUCUGGUACUGCCACUGCCUCUGGCUCUGGCUCAAUAAACCCGUCUGGUUCUGGUUCUUUUUCAUCAACGGACAGUGGUGUCGUUACCCGUUCUACGUCCCCUUCUUCUUCUGAGUCUGGUUCCAAUUCUGGUUCAAUAUCUGAAUCAUCCUAUAGUUCAGGUGCUCCUGCGACCUAUUCACCCACGUAUAGCUCUUCUGGCACCGGAACAUCAUCCGGUUCUGUAACUCGUUCUGAUCCCGGAUUGCCUUCGGCUAAUACCAGUAAGUCCGAGUUUUCGAGCGCUUCGGAACUUUCUGUAUCAUCAUCACCUUCUGAAACUUCCAGUUUCAGUAGCUGCAAUGGAAGCAAAAUUUUAACCAAUUCAGAUGAAUCAUCGAUAGCCUCCUCAAUUCUAUCUUCCUCGUCCAGUCAAUUUUCGAGGUCAUUAUCUUCCCAAGAUGAUAGCUCGUCGGAGCCACCAUCCAGGUCUUUUACUUUGUCGUAUUCUUCCAAGUACGAGACAACGACUACAGUACAUACGAUAACGACCAGUUACACUACACACUGUCCUUCUGACCAGUCUGCGUCAAACAAAAGCGAGUCUUAUCAUACAACUACAACAAAAAUUGUCACUUUCUGCGAUGACCACACCUGUACUGAAGUAACUCAAACUAUUGGAGCAAAUAUGAUUUCUACAACGAAAAAACACGCUUCUUCUGAUACUUCCGAAGCAACCAGUACUCCACUUGAUGCCACAUAUUCUUUGAGCACGGCUCCAAGUACCCACCCCACCGUCUCUAGAAUCGAUAACAGUGCAAUAUCUGUAUAUUCCAUUUCUAUGGUGACAUUUUUAUUGCCAUUUAUUGCAAUUAUUUUCUAGUUUAUGGCACAACUCUAUACCACUCAUUCUCUUUCUGGUUUUGGCCUAGCCUCUUUUUUG
[Candida] anglica is the source of this 3540-nucleotide messenger RNA. The record is from the annotation of a GenBank genome assembly. NCBI's taxonomy places the organism in Eukaryota, Fungi, Ascomycota, Pichiomycetes, Serinales, Debaryomycetaceae.